AUGGUAGACUGCCCCAUGGAGAUAGCACUGGAAGGGUCUCUAGGGACAGAAGCUGGGGCUGAAACUGUGGCUGAAACUGUUAAACCCCCAACCCCAUGCACCUAUGCACAGGCAGCAGGGAGUGGAGGGGUUAAUAAUGCUACAAUUGCCCUGAAAGAGUUACCUAACAUCAAGCUGCUGUCUUUAUUGGAAGAAAUCAAAGAUAAGCAUAAUGAAACUGAUUGUAAUUUGGCAAAUUUGCAGACUGAACUCAAAAACCUCAGGAGUCAGUCCAGCAAAAUGUCAAAUAGUAAAAGAGGUCCAGUUAGAUUGUUAAUUGCUGAAAAGAAAACCUUGGAGCAGCAAUUCAGCUUCAAGCUGCUGCACCUGGAAUCACAAAUUGCACAGAUCCAGACUCUCAUGCAGCAGCGGCUGAAACACACUGCUAGAGUAAAGAGACAGGAGUCUCUUGGAGGUAGGAGGGAUAUUCCUGAAGGUGAGGGGUCUGGAAUGGAGUCUGGAGGUGACCAGACCACCUCACCUGAGGGGAGACCCCCUCCUCCUCCAAACACGCUGGAGGUCCAUGCUCAAAAGGGUAUUACUACAACAGAAGAGAAAUGGGGUAAUGAAGAGAGAGGAGAGUGGAGAUUGAAGGUCGCGGAAACAAAGCAACAACAGCCUAUUAAAGAGGCACUUCUUGCCUUUGAUGCGGAUGACCUGGAGGGAGCUGUUGACAGCAGUGUAAAGAGGAAGAAGAAGAAAUCCAAAAAGAAUCCUGCUACCCACAAACCUGAACCUGGUAUCCCUAGGGAGUCUGGAGGAUCGGUGGGGAAGGGUGAGUACUCAUCAGAUUUCACAUAUUCUGAUGAGGAUUUUCCAUCUCUGCGGGCCCCUGGGGUCUGCCCACCCUGUCCCUGCCGAUCCCUCUGGGCCCCCCACCGCCCUCCAUGGUGA
This is a messenger RNA of Pelobates cultripes (western spadefoot toad), 933 nucleotides long. NCBI's taxonomy places the organism in Eukaryota, Metazoa, Chordata, Amphibia, Anura, Pelobatidae. The record is from the annotation of a GenBank genome assembly.